Messenger RNA from Chrysoperla carnea, 699 nucleotides. RefSeq lists its product as uncharacterized. The coding region runs from base 1 to 699 and encodes 232 amino acids. The transcript is spliced from 4 exons. The record is from RefSeq and is a predicted model, not a curated record. NCBI's taxonomy places the organism in Eukaryota, Metazoa, Arthropoda, Insecta, Neuroptera, Chrysopidae.
AUGUCAGAUCCCAAUUAUAUGAAUUAUGAAAUAUUAGAUGACAAUGUUACAAUCCAAGAUGGACGAAUUAAAAAUAAAAUACAAGAAGAAGAUAGUGUUGUGAGUGUGAAACGUGAACCUGUUUAUGAAAAUGAUAAACAAUUGUGCACAAUUAAUAAUGAAAAUAUUAAACCUGAACAAGAAUUACAUACAGAACUAAUUAUUAAAAGUGAAAUAUGGGAUGAAAAUCUUGUAAUGGAAGGUGAACGAAUUAAAAUUGAAAUACAAGAAGAAGGCAGCAAUGUAAUUCAUAGUUAUAGUGUUGUGAGUGUAAAACGUGAACCUGGUAGUGAUGAAAAUGAUAAACAAUUUUACACAAUUAGUUAUGAAGACAUUAAACUUGAACAAGAAUUACAUACAGAACUAAUUAUUAAAAGUGAAAUAUUAGAUGAAACUAUUUUAAUGGAAGGUGGACACAUUACAAAUGAAGAGGCAGGCAGCAAUGAUAGUGAUAGUGUUGUGAGUGUAAAACAUGAACCUGUGAGUGAUGAAAAUGAUAAACAAUUGUACAUAAUAAUUAAUGAUGAAGACAUUAAACUUGAACAAGAAUUACAUACAGAAGUGAUCAUUAAAAAUGAAACAUUAGAUGAAACUGAUUUAGGAAACAAACCAUUUGCAUGUGAAAUUUGUAAUAAAGGAUUUACUUGCCGUUACACAUAA